AUCCAUUUUCUACCGCGUGUCCCUUUAAGUAUCUUGGUGUAAUGACACGCCAGGUGUGACACUACCUGUUUCUUCAUGUUUGUUGGUGUGUAGAAUAUAGUCAAGGCAGGUGUGACACUAGCUGGAUGUAGGCGUGUAGAAUAUAGUCAAGCCAGGUGGGACACUAGCUGGAUGUAGGUGUGUAGAAUAUAGUCAAGCCAGGUGUGACACUAGCUGGAUGUAGGUGUGUAGAAUAUAGUCAAGCCAGGUGUGACACUAGCUGGAUGUAGGUGUGUAGAAUAUAGUCAAGCCAGGUGUGACACUAGCUGGAUGUAGGUGUGUAGAAUAUAGUCAAGCCAGGUGUGACACUAGCUGGAUGUAGGUGUGUAGAAUAUAGUCAAGCCAGGUGGGACACUAGCUGGAUGUAGGUGUGUAGAAUAUAGUCAAGCCAGGUGUGACACUAGCUGGAUGUAGGUGUGUAGAAUAUAGUCAAGCCAGGUGUGACACUAGCUGGAUGUAGGUGUGUAGAAUAUAGUCAAGCCAGGUGUGACACUAGCUGGAUGUAGGCGUGUAGAAUAUAGUCAAGCCAGGUGUGACACCUGCUGGAUGUAGGUGUGUAGAAUAUAGUCAAGCCAGGUGUGACACUAGCUGGAUGUAGGUGUGUAGAAUAUAGUCAAGCCAGGUGUGACACCUGCUGGAUGUAGGUGUGUAGAAUAUAGUCAAGCCAGGUGUGACACUAGCUGGAUGUAGGUGUGUAGAAUAUAGUCAAGCCAGGUGUGACACUAGCUGGAUGUAGGUGUGUAGAAUAUAGUCAAGCCAGGUGUGACACUAGCUGGAUGUAGGUGUGUAGAAUAUAGUCAAGCCAGGUGUGACACUAGCUGGAUGUAGGUGUGUAGAAUAUAGUCAAGCCAGGUGUGACACUAGCUGGAUGUAGGUGUGUAGAAUAUAGUCAAGCCAGGUGUGACACUAGCUGGAUGUAGGUGUGUAGAAUAUAGUCAAGCCAGGUGUGACACCUGCUGGAUGUAGGUGUGUAGAAUAUAGUCAAGCCAGGUGUGACACUAGCUGGAUGUAGGUGUGUAGAAUAUAGUCAAGCCAGGUGUGACACUAGCUGGAUGUAGGUGUGUAGAAUAUAGUCAAGCCAGGUGUGACACUAGCUGGAUGUAGGUGUGUAGAAUAUAGUCAAGCCAGGUGUGACACUAGCUGGAUGUAGGUGUGUAGAAUAUAGUCAAGCCAGGUGUGACACUAGCUGGAUGUAGGUGUGUAGAAUAUAGUCAAGCCAGGUGUGACACUAGCUGGAUGUAGGUGUGUAGAAUAUAGUCAAGCCAGGUGUGACACUAGCUGGAUGUAGGUGUGUAGAAUAUAGUCAAGCCAGGUGUGACACUAGCUGGAUGUAGGUGUGUAGAAUAUAGUCAAGCCAGGUGUGACACUAGCUGGAUGUAGGUGUGUAGAAUAUAGUCAAGCCAGGUGUGACACUAGCUGGAUGUAGGUGUGUAGAAUAUAGUCAAGCCAGGUGUGACACUAGCUGGAUGUAGGCGUGUAGAAUAUAGUCAAGCCAGGUGUGACACCUGCUGGAUGUAGGUGUGUAGAAUAUAGUCAAUCCAGGUGUGACACUAGCUGGAUGUAGGUGUGUAGAAUAUAGUCAAGCCAGGUGUGACACUAGCUGGAUGUAGGUGUGUAGAAUAUAGUCAAGCCAGGUGUGACACUAGCUGGAUGUAGGUGUGUAGAAUAUAGUCAAGCCAGGUGUGACACUAGCUGGAUGUAGGUGUGUAGAAUAUAGUCAAGCCAGGUGUGACACUAGCUGGAUGUAGGUGUGUAGAAUAUAGUCAAGCCAGGUGGGACACCUGCUGGAUGUAGGUGUGUAGAAUAUAGUCAAGCCAGGUGUGACACUAGCUGGAUGUAGGUGUGUAGAAUAUAGUCAAGCCAGGUGUGACACCUGCUGGAUGUAGGUGUGUAGAAUAUAGUCAAGCCAGGUGUGACACUAGCUGGAUGUAGGUGUGUAGAAUAUAGUCAAGCCAGGUGUGACACUAGCUGGAUGUAGGUGUGUAGAAUAUAGUCAAGCCAGGUGUGACACUAGCUGGAUGUAGGUGUGUAGAAUAUAGUCAAGCCAGGUGUGACACUAGCUGGAUGUAGGUGUGUAGAAUAUAGUGAGGGUUACGCAGUAGGAACACCUUUUAAAGGCAAUGCAUUUGUUCUAGGAAUCACAUCCUAAGUUGUUUAUUGAUGGGCAGCGUGGCUGGAGCCUAUCUCAGUUGCAUUUGGGCAGAAGGCGACAUACACCCUGGACAAGUCACCCCGUCAUCGCAGGGCCAACACAGAUAGACAAACAACAUUCACACUCACAUUCACACACUAGGGACCAUUUAGUGUUGCCAAACAACCUAUCCCCAGGUGCAUGUCUUUGGAGGUGGGAGGGGCCCAAAUAUACUUUUUACAAUACAUUUGAAUUUAAUUCUGUCACAAGGCACCGUUUUUUCCUUCUUCUGCAUGAGUUAGUAUAUUCUACAUGAUGAAUCAUGCUGGCUGCUGUCAAAGGAGCAAGUCUUGGCCUGAGAUACUUCAGCAGUAACUGCAGCAAAGGGUACCGGCAAGCUCACCUGGUCAUCCUCCCUAAACAUUUGGCCGACGACUUUGAGGCGUUCUGCCACAGUAAUCCUGCUCCUUUGCCGCUGCUGGAGCGCAGACAGUGGGGGGACAACUCCUGCCCGCCUCUGGCUAAAGAUGAUGUCAUCAGAAUCUAUCAAGGCGGUGUUCUGCUGGAAAAUGUCUCCAGCCUGCAGAACUCCAGUGUUUCAGCCAGGAGUGCAUCGCAACAGUCAUCUGGGCUUGAAGUGAAGUGGUCAGACAUGGUGUGUUUCUAUCUGGGCUGUAGCUUUGGCCUUGAGGCCGGCCUGAAGAAAGCUCUGGCCGUAGUCAGGAAGGCCAGCAUGUACAAGACUGCAGUUCCCUGCAUUCAAGCCGGUGUUUUCAGCUGCCCUCUCGUGGUGUCCAUGUGUCCAAUCCCACCGAGUAGACUCCAGGCAGCGGUCCAAGUCACGCACCAGAACCCACAUGGAGCCCCUGUGCACAUCGGGGAUGCGGACCUGCUGGGCAUUCAGGAUCUGUCCAGACCAGAUUAUGGGGGUCCAGUUGAGUUGCAGCCUGCGGAUGUCCCCGUCUUCUGGGCCUGCGGUGUGACGGCUGUGGAAGCCAUAAUCAGCAGCAAGCCUUCAUUGGCAUUCACUCACUCAGCAGGCAGCAGCGUGGGCUUGCCAGGUGUCCAGGGAAGCUCCCCAAUGGGCCCUCCCCCUCACAGCAUGGGGUCAGAAGUCACAAGUCUCCCCCCGGACCUGACGCCACUCUGCUUUCACAUAUCCUCAAAUCCCCUGUUCUAUAGUUUGGCAUCACAGAGGGCUGUGUCCAAGGUCAGGAAGUUGGAAGCCAUCAUUGGAGAAGAUCCAGGCGUUCCCAGACCGGCCGGGAGACAUAGUCUCUCCAACGUGUCCUGGGUCUGCCCCCGUGGUCUACUACCGGUCAGACCUGCCCUAAACACCUCCUCUCCAUGUGUUCUUCGGGUACUCAAGCCACCUCCAAAAAGUCAACGAGGAAUCAAAGCUUUGUUUAUCCAAGAUGAACUCAUCCGCUCCUGUCUGGCGCUCUCCCAUGCGUCAUCUGUUGCCAUAACAACAGGCUUUCCCACUCACUACAUGCACAGCCCUCCCGAUGAGACCGAUGGCCCACCUGGAGCUGUUGCCAUGGCGACCAUGCUCCUUUCCCUGGGCAAGAAAGUUACACUGGUGGUGGACAGAAGGGCCUUGGAGAUGAAUCAGGCCAUCAUUGCUGAAGCUGUGAAGAAAGGCGUUCUGAAAAGCACAAUACCAGUGGUCACCUUUGAAGAAAGUGGUCCAAACUCUGCACUUCAUUUCUUGUGUCACCAUGGCGACCCGACUGAGCCCAGGUAUGACCACAUGGUGGCGAUAGAGCGCAGCGGGCGAGCUGCAGAUGGGAACUACUACAACAUGAGAGGAAUAAACAUCAAACAUCUUGUGGACCCAAUUGAUGACUUGUUUAUUGCUGCACACAAGCUGGCAGGAAUGACAAGUACAGGAAUUGGUGAUGGAGGCAAUGAGCUGGGGAUGGGCAAAGUGAAGGACAAGGUGAAAAGCCUGAUGCCAAAGGGGGAGCUGAUAGCCUGUGAGGUUCCCGCGGACUACGCCAUCACCGCAGGGGUGUCCAACUGGGGAGGGUACGCUGUGGCCUGUGGCCUCUACCUGCUGCACACCUGUCCCACACACCUGCGAUAUCUGCACAAAGGACUGGGGAAGCAUCACCUGACUUCUCAAGCGUUACAACAUUGCACCGCCAACCUGCCAUCUGUGGACAAGGAGGAGUCUAUCUUGUCAACGCUGGUGGAUUUUGGCAUUCGAAGUGGUAAAACUGGUAACCUGGCCAUGGAGGUGGAUGGUCUGACCUUUCACCCCUCACAUUCUGACAUCAUCGCCAAACUACUCAAGGUCACCUUGGACUCGGACUAAUAAAUCAAUCAAUAAAUA
Nerophis ophidion (straightnose pipefish) is the source of this 4508-nucleotide messenger RNA. It is a transcript of the gene dglucy, whose product is annotated as D-glutamate cyclase. The transcript is spliced from 16 exons. The record is from RefSeq and is a predicted model, not a curated record. Lineage: Eukaryota; Metazoa; Chordata; Actinopteri; Syngnathiformes; Syngnathidae. Gene Ontology annotation, molecular function: D-glutamate cyclase activity. Gene Ontology annotation, biological process: glutamate metabolic process. The coding region runs from base 2493 to 4490 and encodes 665 amino acids.